This is a messenger RNA of Solea senegalensis (Senegalese sole), 2091 nucleotides long. RefSeq names its product caspase 10, apoptosis-related cysteine peptidase (gene casp10). Gene Ontology annotation, molecular function: cysteine-type endopeptidase activity; protein binding. The transcript is spliced from 11 exons. Gene Ontology annotation, biological process: negative regulation of extrinsic apoptotic signaling pathway via death domain receptors; proteolysis. Bases 388 to 1926 code for a protein of 512 amino acids. Lineage: Eukaryota; Metazoa; Chordata; Actinopteri; Pleuronectiformes; Soleidae. The record is from RefSeq and is a predicted model, not a curated record.
CACACAGAAAUGAGAGAAACGCUCAACAGGUGUCAUCAGCGUAGUUUUCGAUCGAUUGCUGUAAUUAUAAACACUUCAAUUCUCCCUUAACCUCACCCAAUGAAAAAAUGUUUUGGCCAUCAAUCCCCGAAUUUUGUACUGUGGGGAGUCUUGCCCCGGCUGCGGUGAGUAUCCAGCCCCGUAUAUCUCUAUAAGGGCAUGUGCGAGUCCCGCUGCUCUCCUUUUCUAUUACUUUCGUUUUUAACUUCCUUCUUAACUUAAUGUUCACACGGCCUCGAACUUUCUGCCAAGUUCGUGUUUCGGAAUAAAAACACCCGUUUCAGAGCUCUGUUGUCACCCGCAGUACCUGUUUUCAGACCGUCUGGAGUCUCUCUCACAGCAAAAGAAAUGGAUUUUCAGAGGCUGCUGUUGGAGGUAGGGAAGGCCAUGUGCAAGGACGAAGUAAAAGCGUUAAAAUUCCUGUGCACCGACUUCCUGGGCCGAAACCCAAACUCUAUAGAGUCGGCCAAUGACCUCUUCUCUCGUCUGGUGGAACAAGACUGUCUCUCACCAGAGCAGCCGCAACUGUUGAUAGAGCUUCUGCUCAUCAUACAACGCCCUCGUCUGGUCCGUGACCUCAAUCUGAAUUACAGAGAAUCUACAACCAGUGGGCUCAUUUCCCCUUACAGGAAGCUACUGUACAACCUGUAUGAGGAGAUGACUGAUGAUGACCUGAAACAUGUGAAGUUCUUGUUAAACCCAACACUCCCACGCAGAAAACUGGAGGACCAUAUUACUAUGCUGGAAAUCUUCCUGGAGAUGGAGCACAUGGACCUCAUCAAUGACACUAACUUAAUCGAACUGGAGAACAUUUUUAAGUCAGUCUGUCCCGUGCUGAAAGAGAAGAUCUACCAGUUCAAAGCACAGCAUACGUUCCAGUCACAGGCCCAGAGCCCGAUUAAUUCUUUCAACUUCUCUGUGGAUGCCUUGCCUGUUCGAGAGCAACGUGUGACUCCACCUCAUACACUGAGCGGCUCAAAUGCUGAAACAAGCAAAAGUGUCCAAAUGUGCAGUGAUGCCUCAGCAUGGCUGCUGUCUCAGGAAAACAAGACCUCCCCUGAAAAACAGACGUCUCAGAAAACAAACACAAACAGUGAGGUUUUGGCAGUGUAUCCCAUGACUGCAGCACAGAGAGGAAUCUGCUUGAUCAUAAACAACUACAACUUCUCUCAAUGCUAUGGCAAAAAUCGGGAGGGGACGUUGACUGAUGAAAAGUGUCUCCAGGAAGUGUUUGGCUGGUUGGGCUUUGCUAUCGAAAUAUGGAAUGACUGUACAAGUGAGGAGAUGCUGUCUGUGUUGCGGGAGCUCAGCAGCAGGGACCACAGCCAGAUGGACUGUAUGGUUUGCUGUAUUCUGAGCCACGGCCAGGAGGGAACGGUUCAAGGUGUAGAAGGCAAAGGAGUCAAGCUCAAAGACCUGACGCAGUCUUUAAAUGCAGUCAAGUGCCCUUCUUUGGCAGGAAAGCCCAAGUUGUUUUUUAUCCAGGCUUGUCAGGGUGCCGACAAGCAAAAGGCUGUCCAAGUAGAGGCUGACGGCCCUGCAUGCAGUCGUCUCGAUGCUGUUAAAGGGAAAAACUCCAUCCCAUGUGAUGCUGAUUUCCUGCAGGCAAUGGCCACCAUCCCUUUCUUUGUCUCCUACAGAGAUAAGAAGAACGGCAGCUGGUUUAUUCAGUCAUUGUGUCAACACCUUGUCCAAAUGGUGCCCAAGGGAGUUGACCUCAUGUCUAUCCUGACUCAGGUGAAUGCAGAUGUCAGCCAAAAGACCGAUGACACGGGUGCAAAAAAGCAAAUGCCUCAGCCAGCCUUCUCACUCAGGAAGAGAGUGGUCUUUCCGAUUCCUGAAGUUCCUCCACCCAGCCUGCCCUCCUUUUCACAAAGUGAUCCCUGAAGAAAAAAAAAACCUGCUUGUUGACGCCUCAUCUAAAUGUGAUUAUAAGUACUGAGGCAGUUUCCUGCCUCGUUUUAAUAUUUGUGGCAUUGCCAAAGUUACAUACAAAAAUGAAUAAAUACCUCUGUAAUGUUUGCAUUAAAAUGUUCUGUUCAUUGUCAAACA